AUGAGCGACCAACAUGGUGCCGCUGACAUGGACGCUGGCGAGAUCGACUUCAAACUAUACCGCUACACGCCGUCUCUCCCAGCUGCCAUUGUGAGCGCCAUCGUCUUCGCGAUAUUGACAGCAGUGCACGCCUGGAGACUCUACAGAGCACGCGCCUUCUACUUUAUCGCCUUUACUGUUGGGGGCGUCUUCCAAACCGUAGGCUAUUGCGGUCGUAUAUGGGGUCACUUUGACAAAGAAUCCUUGGGUGGUUUCAUCAUCCAGGCGAUCCUGAUCCUCGUCGCGCCCGCCCUCUAUGCCGCGUCCAUCUACAUGAUCCUCGGCCGUCUGAUCCGAACCGUCCACGCACAACAUCACUCCCUGAUCCCCGUGCAAUGGGUCACGCGCAUAUUCGUCACGGGCGAUGUCCUGGCCUUCUCGCUACAAGCAGCAGGCGGCGGGCUCUCGUCAGGGGGCAGCCUUGAGAUGUUUGAGAUGGGCGAGCAUAUCAUUAUUGCCGGUCUUUUUACGCAAAUCGCCGUUUUCGGAUUCUUCGUGGUCACUUCGAUUCUCUUCCACCAUCGUUUGAGCCGGUAUCCGACCGUCGAGGCUUCGCGUGGCUCCAUCCCCUGGCGUCGGGAUCUCUGGGCUCUCUACGUGACAAGCGCCAUCAUCCUUGUGCGUAGCGUCUUCCGAGUUAUUGAGUACAUCCAGGGCAACAAGGGAUACCUCAUCUCUCACGAGAUAUUCCUCUACAUCUUCGACGCCAUCCUGAUGGCGGCUGUCAUGCUCAUCUUUGCGAUAUGUGGCCAUGAGAUGCGCGCCCAAGAGGGAAACGACAGCCGCGACAGUGCAGGGCCGUUGAGGGGAAAAGGGCCAAGAGGAUAA
This is a messenger RNA of Emericellopsis cladophorae, 867 nucleotides long. Its product is annotated as Protein RTA1. The transcript is spliced from 3 exons. Lineage: Eukaryota; Fungi; Ascomycota; Sordariomycetes; Hypocreales; Bionectriaceae. Bases 1 to 867 code for a protein of 288 amino acids. The record is from RefSeq and is a predicted model, not a curated record. Gene Ontology annotation, cellular component: membrane.